UCUCCACCUGGUCACCACACCACGCUCCUUCUCUCGUUAGGCAGUGAGGGUGCAGGACACACCAUCAUCUUACGGCACGGACUCAAAUCAAACCGAAGAUGUCAGCUCAGAUCAUAAGCGGGAAAGAUGUGUCAGCGCAGGUGAGGGAGUGUCUGAAGAAGGAUGUGGAGCAGAUGAAACUUAAGGAUCCCAACUUCAGACCUGGUCUUGUGGUUUUACAGGUUGGAGAUCGCGAUGACUCAAAUCUGUACAUCAGCAUGAAGCUGAAAGCAGCAGCAGAGAUUGGAAUAAAUGCAACACAUAUGAGACUCCCCAAGACUGCAACAGAAGAGGAGGUUCUUCACAGUAUCAGAGAGGUGAACGAGAACUCGACUAUCCACGGCCUCAUCGUGCAGCUGCCCUUGGACUCAAUCCACAAGAUCGACACAGAGAAGGUCACGAACGCUGUGGCCCCAGAGAAGGACGUAGACGGGCUGACCAGCAUAAAUGCAGGGAAGCUGUCUCGUGGGGACCUGGGCGAUUGCUUCAUCCCCUGCACGCCCAACGGCUGCAUGGAGCUGAUCAGGCAAACCGGUGUGUCUGUGGCCGGUAAGAGGGCGGUCGUGAUUGGUCGCAGUAAGAUCGUUGGUGCACCGAUGCAUGACCUGUUGCUGUGGAGCCACGCCACCGUCACCACCUGCCACUCUAAAACCGCUGAUCUUGCCGGAGAGGUGGGUAAAGCCGACAUCCUGGUCGUCGGGAUUGGAAAGGCAGAGAUGGUGAAAGGAGAGUGGAUCAAGAAGGGAGCGGUGGUCAUUGAUUGCGGCAUCAAUCACAUUCCAGACGAGACUAAAGCCAGCGGGAAGCGGGUGGUGGGCGACGUCCACUACGCCUCGGCCAAAGAGCAGGCUGGUUUCAUCACCCCUGUUCCCGGUGGUGUGGGACCCAUGACUGUGGCCAUGCUGAUGGCGAACACAGUGCUGAGUGCAAAGCGUUUCCUGGAAAACUAUCAGCCAGGAAAGUGGGACAUCUCUUACACCAAACUCAACCUCCAGAAGCCGGUGCCAAGCGACAUUGUGAUUUCUCGCUCCUGCGUCCCCAAAUCCAUCGACCGUCUGGCCAAGGAGGUCGGCCUGUUCUCUGAUGAGGUGGAGCUGUACGGAAAGACUAAGGCCAAAGUCCAGCUGAACAUUAUCAAACGGCUGCAGUCCCAACCAGACGGCAAAUAUGUGGUCGUCACAGGGAUUACACCCACUCCCCUGGGCGAGGGUAAGAGCACCACCACCAUCGGCCUGGUUCAGGCCCUGGGAGCCCACAUGAAGCUCAACGUGUUCGCCUGCGUCCGGCAGCCUUCUCAGGGACCAACGUUUGGCAUUAAAGGUGGUGCUGCAGGAGGCGGAUAUUCUCAAGUCAUUCCAAUGGAAGAGUUUAACCUUCAUCUUACUGGAGACAUUCACGCCAUCACUGCCGCCAACAACUUGGUGGCUGCUGCUGUAGAUGCCCGCAUGUUCCAUGAGUCCACACAAUCAGACAAGGCUCUGUAUAACCGCUUGGUCCCUCUCAGUGGAGGACAGAGGAAGUUCUCUCCCAUCCAGAUCAACAGACUCAAAAAACUGGGCAUUGAGAAGACGGAUCCUUCCGCUCUCACUGAAGAAGAGAUCACCCGCUUCGCCCGCUUGGACAUUGACAAAAGCUCUGUGACCUGGCAGAGAGUGUUGGAUACCAACGAUCGAUUCCUGAGGAAGAUCACGAUCGGCCAGGCGCCAACUGAAAAGGGAUACACAAGAGAGGCUCAGUUUGACAUCACCGUGGCCAGUGAAAUCAUGGCGGUGCUCGCCCUCACCAGCAGCCUGGAGGACAUGCGACAGCGUCUGGCCAAGAUGGUUGUAGCCACCAGCAGCAGCGGACAGCCCAUCACCACCGAGGACCUGGGUGUCAGUGGAGCUCUGGCUGUGCUCAUGAAAGACGCCAUCAAGCCAAACCUGAUGCAGACGUUGGAGGGAACCCCUGUGUUUGUCCAUGCCGGCCCCUUCGCCAACAUCGCCCAUGGAAACUCCUCCAUCCUGGCUGAUAAGAUCGCUCUGAAGCUGGUUGGACCCGACGGCUUUGUAGUGACAGAGGCUGGUUUUGGUGCUGACAUUGGCAUGGAGAAGUUCUUCAAUAUCAAGUGCCGCUACUCAGGACUGAGGCCUCACGUGGUGGUGCUGGUGGCUACUGUUCGAGCCCUGAAGAUGCACGGAGGAGGACCAACGGUCACUGCUGGGAUGCCGCUGCCUAAAGAAUACGUGGAGGAGAACCUUGAACUGCUGAGGAACGGCUGCAGCAACAUGAGGAAGCAGAUAGAAAACGCGAAGCACUUUGGCGUGCCUGUGGUGGUGGCUGUCAACGCUUUCAAGACAGACUCUGAGGCUGAGCUGGACUUGGUCUGCAGCAUGGCCAAAGAUGGUGGCGCCUUCGAUGCUGUCCGAUGCUCCCACUGGGCCGAUGGCGGAGCUGGUGCUGUGGCUCUUGGUCAGGCUGUCCAGAGAGCCAGUGACGCUCCCAACAGCUUCAAAUUCCUCUACAAUCUAGAGCUCCCUAUUGCCGAUAAGAUUCGCAUAAUCGCUCAGAAGAUCUACGGAGCGGAUGACAUCGAGCUCCUCCCAGAGGCCCAACACAAGGUGGAGCUCUACACCAAACAGGGUUUUGGCAACCUUCCGAUAUGCAUGGCAAAGACCCACCUGUCGCUCUCUCACGAAGCAGACAAGAAGGGCGUUCCCACCGGGUUCGUCCUGCCAAUCAGAGACAUCCGAGCCAGUGUGGGCGCUGGCUUCCUGUACCCGCUGGUUGGCACGAUGCCAACGAUCCCCGGCCUGCCCACCCGGCCUUGUUUCUAUGAUAUUGACCUGGACCCUGAGACAGAGCAGGUCAACGGGCUUUUCUAAAGAGGAACAAAAACAAGGUGGCAGCGCUGUGUGAUGGUGAGGAAGACGUCGUCCAUCACGCCCCACUGAGCUGAUAAUAACUGGACGUGAAUCGAGCUCAUCUGCCGGUGCUGUCUUUGUUUGUUGUUUUGACAUCUGUAAAUAAUCGAUUGGCUUUUCCCAGAAGGCUGAUAAUGAGUAAAUCAUGUAUGACUUUCUGCGAGAGAGAAGUGCCCUGCUGACACAUUCUUCCAUUCCAUUGCUGAAUUUACACAUUUUUACUUCUCCAAACCCCCAAAACUGACAAACACAGUUAACGGAGUCGUGUAUUAACUGCUUGUGUAUAUUUUGUGAACACUACACCAGAAGAAUGUCUUUCGUUUCACUGUAACCAGAAUCAGAUAUUACUGUCUGUCUAAAUACGUCUUAAUGUGAAAAUAAUGCUGCCUAACUACGUCUUUUUUAUAUAAUUUUUUAAGCGAUCUCGUCUAAUUGCCUUUUUCUAAUGUCCCCUUUUGCCCGACCUGCUUUUAAACUGUCUACUUCUGAUGCUGUCUAACAUCACUGAAAGAAAUCAGCAUUGCUGUAAAGCUGAGCUGUCACGAUGUGGUUUCAACUUAUCUGUCAGAACAGUUCAAUUAAAGGCUUUUCAAUGGAAUGCU
Molecule: messenger RNA, 3544 nt
Organism: Stegastes partitus (bicolor damselfish)
Lineage: Eukaryota; Metazoa; Chordata; Actinopteri; Pomacentridae
Gene: mthfd1b
Product: methylenetetrahydrofolate dehydrogenase (NADP+ dependent) 1b
Exons: 28
Coding region: 99-2903 (934 amino acids)
Biological process (GO): tetrahydrofolate interconversion
Cellular component (GO): cytosol
Molecular function (GO): methenyltetrahydrofolate cyclohydrolase activity; formate-tetrahydrofolate ligase activity; methylenetetrahydrofolate dehydrogenase (NADP+) activity
Source: RefSeq, a predicted model, not a curated record